ACUGUGGCUGCUAGCACCAUUGGGCAAUGUGCAAUCGGUGGUUGUGUUGCCCAGGGUAUGGGAGGCUUCAGUCCGGUAGGAGGCAAGCUUUGGCGUAGGGUUUGGGGGCGAGGUGUCCACGUUUUUGGUCAGCAGCAUUUGUUUCGUGUCCAGCCAUAUAUUGUGCCGAAAAUCGCCGCGUCUUUUAAAAAAAUUAUAUUAAACUGUGUGAACAGUGUUGAAAUUGAAAUAGUAACUCAACAUCGUCUUGCUUUUCUUCAGAAAAACACAACAUGCAUCCUGUACUCUGCGUCUACCUUCUCCCGCUGGUGCUCGGGAGCGCGACCGGACAGUGCAAGGACAGCGCUGACAGCGCUGAAUGCAAAAAACACCAAGAAGUCUAUGUUAAAAACAUUACCGAGAUCCCGGCCACACUGAAACCGAGGACCAUUCACGUUUAUUUCAUCGGGAGCAGGUUUUCCAACAUCCCGAACAGAGCCUUCAUCAACAGCCCUCAGCUGGAGACGGUGGAGUUCCUGCAGAUGCCCAUCGUGUCCGUGGAAGCGCACGCCUUCGAGGGUUUGCGUAAGCUGAAGCUCAUUGAAAUCACGACGACCAAUCUGACGUCGCUGCCCUUGGGCGUGUUUCAGGACCAGUCGAUGCUCGAGAGACUGAUCCUAAAGCUCAACAAAAUCCAGAAGCUUGAGAAGGGACUGUUCGACGGCCUGAGAAUGUUGAAGGAGCUCCAGCUUCACACCAACCAAAUCGCCUCAAUCGACGAGGGAGUUUUCGAUCAGCUCGAUAACCUUACGGUUCUUCACCUGGCCAAGAAUAAGAUCACGUCCGUCUCCAGAGCGCUGUUUACAAAACUUAGUAAAUUACAAAGGCUCAGGCUCUACGACAAUGACAUCGCCACUAUUCCACCCGGGAUCUUUGAUGACCUACCGGAUCUGAAAGAGAUCGGCUUACGGGAUAACAAGAUAACUGAGAUACCACCAGAUUUAUUUUCCAACAACCCCUUCUUGGAAUUAUUAAAUUUAGAUAGAAAUCGUUUGUCUGAAUUGCCCUCUGAAAUUUUUGUGGGACUUCCAAACAUGAAAUCUUUGACUCUUCAGCAGAAUCAAAUCCGCAGCCUGCCUCCCUUGCUCUUUGGAGAAAUGCCAAAAUUUUAUGAACUGAGUCUCAAAGGAAACAAUCUCACUGUCCUGCCUGCAGGUGUAUUCAGUCCCUUGAAGAAACUCAAGAAGCUUGACUUGUCUCUAAAUAAGUUUACCUCUUUGUCCAGUGACUAUUUUGAAGGGCUUGUGAAACUCACAGACUUGAAUCUACAGAAUAAUAUGAUUGAAUCAUUAGAACCAAAAACCUUUGAACAUUUGACAGACCUGCAUACCCUCAGGUUAGCAAAUAACAAAUUGAGAACUCUUCCUGAAGGAAUAUUUGACUCUUUACUAAAGUUUAGCAGGGUAUAUCUCGACAACAACCCUUGGCACUGUGACUGCAAUCUGAUAUCUUUCUUUAACUGGAUGAAAGUUAACAGUAAAAAGAUUAAGUCUCUCUCAACAGAUCACUGUGAAUCUCCUGACAGCUUGAAAGGACAAAUUCUCAACUCUCUCACAGAAGAUCAGCUGAUAUGCCCAACAACUCCUACAAUCACCACAGCUUUGCCUCUUACCACGGAAACCAGCACUACAGUUGCCAUGACAACAGAAGUACCCACCACGAUCCACACCACCCCGGCACCUACCACCAAAAUAACAACCAUGGUGCCGACAACUGCACCCACCACAAUGUUGACAACCACCUUGCCAACAACAGUUGCUACGACAACUGCGGCCACCACAAUGCUGACAACCACCCUGCCAACAACAGUUGCUACGACAACUGCACCCACCACAAUGUUGACAACCACCUUGCCAACCACGCUAGCAACAACAACUGCACCCACCACAAUGUUGACAACCACCUUGCCAACCACGCUAGCAACAACAACUGCACCCACCACAAUGUUAACAACCACAGUGCCAACAACGGUUGCUACGACAACUGCACCCACCACAAUGCUGACAACCACCCUGCCAACAACAGUUGCUACGACAACUGCACCCACCACAAUGUUGACAACCACCUUGCCAACCAUGCUAGCAACAACAACUGCACCCACCACAAUGUUGACAACCACCUUGCCAACCACGCUAGCAACAACAACUGCACCCACCACAAUGUUAACAACCACAGUGCCAACAACGGUAGCUAUGACAACUGCACCCGCAACAAUGUUGAAAACCACCGUGGCAACCACACCAGCAAUGACAACUGCACCCACCACAAUGUUGACAACCACAGUGCCAACAACGGUAGCUGUGACAACUGCGCCUACAACCACAGCCUUGGCGACUACUCCAACGACCACAGCCCUGAUCACAACCUUUGCAGCCAUCACCUCCGCUCUUGUAACAACAACAACUGCACUCACAACCACCACUGCCCCAACCACAACCGCCGCCCCGACAACAUCUACACCAGCCACCAGCACUGAAAGGACUACAUUACCCACAACACCGAGGGAGUUCUCUUGCCCUGUGACUUCCUUCACCUCUCCUCGCCUGGCCUUCCGCUCGGAAAGGGAAACCACAGGCGCUCAGUGCCGGUGUUCGCUCAUCAUUUACACGGCGACGCUCGUGUGGGAGAUGUGCUGCACCGUGGUUCUGGCCCGGUUCACCUACACCCUGUACCGCUCGCUCCAGCAAGGGGAGCGACUCUACACCAGAGUCAAACUGACGGGUUUCUCCCACAGGAGGGAAGUCAUCCUACGGCCUGUAACCCACACCGAGACUGUAGCCUUGUGAAUAUGAGCCUGGAGAGCUCCGGACUGCUCAGUCAACUUAACCUGGAAUGACCUCCAUGGCAUGUCCAAGUUCACUGACUACUAACAGGUAGUACUAACAAGACCUCAUAUAUAUAAAUUUAUAUAUAUAUAUAUAAUUUUUUUUACAUGCUAUGUAUAUACACUCAGUGAGCACCUUAUUAGGUAUUUUUUAUACUUAUUUUUUAGACUUCUACUGCUGUAGCCUAUCCACUUUAGAGUUAUGAUGCGUUGUGUAUUCAGAGAUGCUCUUCUGCAUACCACUGUUGUAAUGUGUGGUUAUUUGCGUUACUGUCACCUUCCUGUCAGCUUUGACCAGUCUGGCCAUUCUCCUCUGACGUCUCUCAUUAACAAGGCGUUUCUGUCUGCAGAACUGCUGCUCACUGGAUUUUAAAAGUUUUUUUGCACCCUUCUUUGCAAACUCUAGAGACUAGUCUGCGUUAAAAUCCCAGGAGGUCAGCAGUUUCUGAGAUCAAUCAAACCACCCUGUCUGCCAGCAACAAUCAUUCCACGGUCACUUAGAUCACAUCUUUUCCCCAUCCUGAUGGUUGAUGUGAACAUUAACUGAAGCUCCUGACCCGCAUCUACAUGAUUGUAUGUAUGCAUUGCACUGCUGCCACACAAUUGGCUAAAGUAAUGAAGUAAAAGUGUUCCUAAUAAAGUGCAUAGUAUAUCUCUCCAGUAGGUGGCACUAUCUUACAGCAAGAUUCAUUGGUUGCCAUUUUCAUUGACCAAAAAAAAAAGAAAAGAAAAAGAAGAAAAAACUAGCUCUGCAGUUUCAUACAUUCAGAAACACAGAGCCAUUGGCUUAGGUCUCCAUAGGGGAACCCUUUAUUUAUUUAUUAAUUUAUUAAUUAAUUUAUGUAUGGAACGCUCUAUGGUAGUGUGUGAAAGUGUGAAAGCUCCUAGAUUGCACCAUUCUCCUAGUAAAACAACACGUGGCACCUUCUGGAAUCCCUUCUUCUGAGAGUGCAAUGGACAUGUACAAACACAGCAGUGUCAUCUGCAUGAGCUUGAAUAUCAAAUAUGAUGUCAUGCCCAAAACCAGUCCCUGUGGGACCCCAAUUAUGCACUUGCGGGAAGAUAAUAUUAAUUUGAUGGUUUUUGCAUUCGACAUAUUUUCACUGCUGUCACUUAAGUAAGAGACCAUUCAUUUCAGUACAUUAAAAGAACAUUUUAACUUGGAAAGUUUUGAGAGGAGGGCGGUAUAAUUAAUUGCGUCAGAUGUUUUGCAUUGAUCUAAAAACACAGCCUCAUUCACCGCCUCUAUCAAGUGUAGGUUUAAUCUCCUCAGAGAAAUAGUGAUUUGUCAUUUCUGUAGACUGGUUUACUCUGAACAACCCCCCCUAAUGUCCUCCGACCUGCAUGCUACAAGGGCUAAAAUAUUAUUUAUUUGAAGAAUUACUCGUUUUUAUUGCUUGCGAUCCACUGUGGCGUUAGUAUGAAACAUGAAAUAAUGGCGACUUGAGAGUUGUUUUUUGAGCUAAUUAAUCUCUGCUGCCUUCUCGUCCUUUCAUUUCUGAGUUUUUAAGUGUCAGCUUUCGGUACAUCGCCAGCGGAAAAACUCCACAAAUCUCCACAAAACGUGCGAGCGGUUUGAGUUAGAGAUUACAUUUUGCAGUGGAAUUUAUUAAUUUUGGCGGGAUUGUCUGUGUACACAUAUGUUUUACUCCCAAUUGCUCUGACUUUUACGUGACUAAAUGUAAUUCCGAACAUUUGCUACAGCUGUGUCCUGCUCUGGUUGCAUGGAUAUAAUAAAAGAACCAGAUUCAACUGAAA
This is a messenger RNA of Conger conger (European conger), 4621 nucleotides long. Its product is annotated as platelet glycoprotein Ib alpha chain. The transcript has a single exon. The record is from RefSeq and is a predicted model, not a curated record. Gene Ontology annotation, molecular function: protein binding. NCBI's taxonomy places the organism in Eukaryota, Metazoa, Chordata, Actinopteri, Anguilliformes, Congridae. The coding region runs from base 273 to 2825 and encodes 850 amino acids.